AAGGGCGGCCGUGAAAACUCCAUCCCCCACAAGAAACUAAAAAUUUGAUGUUCUUCAAAGGGACCCCCUUUUCCGUUUCACGUUCUUUAACGGCUCAUUAUUCGAUGAAUCCUGCCUCACAAACCCUAGAUUUCGUAAUGCGCUUCAUAAUAUCUCGCCUUUGAUUUGGAAGUUCGAAGCUUCUACUGCUGAGUUUCUUUUGCGAACGAUUGUUGCAAAGGGAGACACUAGACAAAGAGAUUCAAGUUUGAUUCGAAUCAUUGACUAACUUUGGACCUGUUCUUGCUUGCUUUAAGGUCUUCUGAAUUUUAGAUGCUUUAAGUUAUGGCUAGACGACAUGGCUGGGAACUUCCUGCUCAUACAUUUCAGGUUGUGGCCAUAACAGUAUUUUUCUUGCUAUCUGUUGCAUUUUAUGCAUUUUUUGCUCCAUUUAUUGGAAAGGACAUCUACGAGUAUAUUGCUAUUGGUGUAUAUUCCUUCCUGGCACUUUCUGUAUUUGUACUAUACGUUAGAUGCACAGGCAUAGACCCUGCCGAUCCUGGAAUACUGAUCGAACCUGACAGAUUACAAAAUGAUACUGAGUUACCUGGAAAUGCAUCCUCCGUCGUAGAAGCUAACAAGAUUGAACACAAUAAUGGAGAAAGGACUUAUAGGCAUGCCACAAGUUGUUGUGCAAAAGUUGGAGGCUUUUUAUGUGGUUGUGUGGUUGUCAGUGAUUGCCGAAAUAAUGAGGAAUUUAUGAGGCAGCAUUCUGGGGAAGAAGAUGCUUUGUAUUGCACAUUGUGCAAUGCCGAGGUUCUCAAGUUCAGCAAACACUGCAGAAGCUGUGAUAAAUGUGUUGAUGGAUUUGAUCAUCAUUGCAGGUGGCUAAAUAAUUGUGUAGGAAGGAGGAACUAUAUUUCGUUCGUCUGCCUAAUGGCUGUGAGCCUUGUCUGGCUCACUUUUGAAUGUGGGGUUGGGAUUGCUGUGCUCGUUAGAUGCUUUUCAGAUGCAAAGGCAACAGAAAAGCAGAUUACAGAUAGGCUUGGAGAUGGAUUCUCUAGACCCCCAUUUGCAACCGUUGUGGCUCUUUGUACGGCUGUCUCUUUUCUUGCCACUGUGCCCCUGGGGGAGCUAUUCUUUUUCCACGUUAUUCUGAUUAGAAAGGGAAUCACUACCUACGAGUAUGUUGUUGCCAUGAGGAUACAAAGCGAGCCUCCUGGACAGUCUAUUGAUGGAGAACAACUUAGUUUACCAUCUUCUCCCACUGGUUCUGUCGUAACUGCAACUAGUGGAAGAAGCUCUCUGGGAGUUGGCCUGCAGUAUAAAGGGGUGGCUUGGUGUACCCCUCCAAGAAUACAGCAGGAUGAAAUCGUUCACCAGUUGGAGCCAGGACGAUUGCCAUCCACAUCGGAUCCAGAUACAGUUCUUCAGCUGCCUGAUAAGGGCCAGGGCCGGAAACAACCAAAACGCCCCGUCCGUAUCAGUGCAUGGCAGCUCGCGAAGCUGGAUUCAAAAGAAGCGAUCAAAGCAGGUGCCAACGCAAGAGCUUCAUCAUCAGUUCUUCGCCCAGUAAAUCCUCCUCUAAGAAAUCAUCAUCAACCUUACGACAGCGAUCAACUAUCAAGCAGCAAUGUUAGCGGAAGAAGCAGUCCUGUUAGCAUCAACAACCCACCAGCAAAUGACAGAAACUCCAGAUCCGGACCAUCAAGGGCCUUUUCAACCAAAAGCUCUUACCCUCCUAGCCGUGCCAGCAGAGAAGAUUCUGAAUCAUGUGCUCACAGCCUGAGCAACAUCAGCGGUGGUAAUCAGUCUCCUUGGUCUGUCAGGGCAAGCGACGGUAUCCAAACCGACGUCAUCGACAGUCUGACGCGCAUACCCACAAGAAGGAACAACACCACCAUCAACAACCUGGGUCCUGCAGAAAACUCGAGGUCAUCUGUUUUCUGGGACCAAGAAGCCGGUAGGUUUGUGUCUGCAGCCACUAGAAGUGUGGGUUCAUCUUCUUCCAAUGCUCCCGGGGCUGAGCUGUUGUACACAGGUCAGUCGAUCUUCUUCGGUGGGCCCCUGGUCAACGGACAGUCGAGCCGAGGAGUGGCUAGAAAUAAUGUUUCUGGUGCGGCGGGGAGAGGUCAGACGUCUGGUAGUUAUUACCAGCAUAUGGGGAGAACACAAAGAGGCGGGCAGCUGCCCGUGUUUGUACCCAGUGAUUCCAACCAACCACAUUCUUCUUCUAAACUUCCUUGACAAUUUCACUUUUCCACAAAUGUUUUUUUUUCCUUAUUUUUCUAAUGUUAACAGAAUUAUCGCUUAACGAUAAACCUACUGAUUUUAGCAUUUUUAAGGGGUUUUAUUGUGAGAUUUAAUUUAGGCUUU
This is a messenger RNA of Impatiens glandulifera, 2355 nucleotides long. Its product is annotated as protein S-acyltransferase 21-like. Gene Ontology annotation, cellular component: Golgi apparatus; endoplasmic reticulum. Bases 325 to 2226 code for a protein of 633 amino acids. The transcript is spliced from 10 exons. Gene Ontology annotation, biological process: protein targeting to membrane; peptidyl-L-cysteine S-palmitoylation. Gene Ontology annotation, molecular function: protein-cysteine S-palmitoyltransferase activity. The record is from RefSeq and is a predicted model, not a curated record. Lineage: Eukaryota; Viridiplantae; Streptophyta; Magnoliopsida; Ericales; Balsaminaceae.